AUGAGACCAUCGACCAUCUUUGUGCCCCUCUUGGGCCUGUACGACUUGGUAUUGGCAUCUGACCUUGCUGCGAUCGAGAGCGAUUUGUGGUGCGUCACGUAUCUCUCGACCUAUCUUAUGCCUGUUUCCAAUUCAAUUGCCAUCAGUACAGACAUCAACAGCGCAACUACAGCAAUCUCAUCUACUACUUCAAACUCCUCUACCUCUGAGCCUUCGAGUCUAAAGACAAAGACAACUGAAGCUCAUUCCAGCUUUAAACAAACAUCUAGCCGCUCGUUAACUCUGACCACGACCGACCAGCUGAACAGCUCUCAAAUACAAACACAGCCUUCCACUACUCUGGGCACGACCGAUCGACCCAUUAGCUCUAUAACACCAACAAGCUCAACCACUGCCAGCACAGGUGUUACUACAACAUCGAUCCCCCAACCCAGCGGCCGUUCAAUUAUUUUUCAGAUUCAACCGCCCACCACCAACCGCAGACGCAACAUCAAGAGAGCACCAGUUGGCGGUUUUGUUGGGGGCACUCAAGUCUGUACGUUUGCGUUAGACUUCACUCUUAGUGCGGAAGGGCAGCUGCUUGCAGGAGGCGUGCCUGUCUUUUACGCCGGCGAAGAUUUUAAACCACUAUCUGAGCAGGAAGCUAUCAGCAACAGUGGCGAUGUCAUCAGCAAGACUUUCACAGAGUCUAACGGGUUACUUGUUUUCAAGAACUCUAGUCUCCCCACCGGUGAGGCAGGGUUCUGCCAGACCUCUAACGGUAUAGUUUAUAUUACCUUUUCCAGCCAGCCAUCUGGCUGUGUUCCAGUUGCGCUUCGUAUUUAUGAAAUACAGCAAUGUCAAAAUGGUCGAAUAAUUGAUGGUUCAACUACAAGCUCCUCUGCUACAAGUACAUCCGAGGCAGGUUCGUCCAGAGCAACUGCAUCAACUACUACGAUCCAAAGUGAAACAACGACCCCAUCUUCGGAGUCGACAGAAUCUAGAGAGCCUGCUACCAGCACAAUGAUUAGUUCGACUUCAUCCUCCUCGACCAAUACUACCCCACUAUCAGCUACUGUAUCUAGUGACUUGAGCUCAGAGGGAACCCCGUCAACUACACUUGAAUCUACGUCUGAAAUAACGUCAGUGGUGACAGACACAACCAUCCUCACAAGCACAGAGAACGCUACCUCAGACGACAUAAGCAGCAUCCAAUCUUCCGCAGAAAGCCCUACCUCCAGUGCUACUACAACCGACAGCUCAAGUACUGGUGACACUGCAGCCAUCAGUACUAUGAGCUCCAAGUCGAGCUCAAUUUCCAUUAGCUCAACGACAACAAGCUCUACGUCUAGCUUGAUCAUGACAAGCUCAGCUUCUGGCUCUACUUCAAGUUUGUCUUCAACCUCGACUUCUGACUUAGCCUUAACCUCAACUACAAGUUCAAUGCCAGCAAGCUCAACUUCUAGCUUAACUUCCAGCUCGACUACAAGCUCGACUACAAGCAAAACAACAGACUCCACUUCUGAGUUAACUACCAGUUCGACUUCUGACUCGACUUCAAGCUCGACUGACAUGACUACAAGUUCGCCGUCUAGUUCAGACUUGACUACAAGCUCUACUUCUGAGUCUAGUUCUGAGUCUACUUCAAGCUCGACUGACCUGACUACAAGUUCGACGUCUAGUUCAGACUUUACUACGACUUCGACUUCUAGUUCAGACCUGACUACAAGCUCAUCUUCUACUGCAGACUUGACCUCUACAGAUUCAACGAGCUCAACAACUUCGUCAGAAACUUCAACAACCACCUCAGCUGCCCCAUCAUUAGUACAAGACGGCGGCUUUGAAGAUAACCCAAACACGGCAUGGACUUUGUCAGGCAGCGCCGCUAUUGUCAACAAUCCUGGUAUGGCUCUCUCAGGCAACCAGUAUCUUCAAUUGUCCGUGGUCAACGGGCUUCCCUCGGCAUCAGCCUCCCAGACUGGCCUCGUCUCGUCACCCAACUCUAUGAGUCUCUCCUACGUGGUUAUGGACAGCCCUACACCCUCUGGCGUUUCCCAGUGUAGUUUCAGGGUAAUGACAGCCGGCAACCUCGUGGCCGCUUUCGACGUGAAUACGACUCCGAACGUUUGGCAGUCAGAGAGUUUCGGUGUCUGGGGCAGCGGUUCCUCCUGGACGAUCGAGCUGUAUUUAUAUUGUUCCCAAGGGCCAGCUACUUUUGCUAUCGGUGUUGAUAAUGUAAGCAUUCAGUAG
Molecule: messenger RNA, 2229 nt
Organism: Fusarium fujikuroi IMI 58289
Lineage: Eukaryota; Fungi; Ascomycota; Sordariomycetes; Hypocreales; Nectriaceae
Exons: 3
Coding region: 1-2229 (742 amino acids)
Source: RefSeq, a predicted model, not a curated record